Molecule: messenger RNA, 2226 nt
Organism: Myotis lucifugus (little brown bat)
Lineage: Eukaryota; Metazoa; Chordata; Mammalia; Chiroptera; Vespertilionidae
Gene: BIN2
Product: bridging integrator 2
Exons: 13
Coding region: 85-1785 (566 amino acids)
Biological process (GO): phagocytosis, engulfment; plasma membrane tubulation; podosome assembly
Cellular component (GO): phagocytic cup; podosome; cytoplasm
Molecular function (GO): protein binding; phospholipid binding
Source: RefSeq, a predicted model, not a curated record
CAUGCUGGGAGCCGCACUUCCUCCCCAGGAGGCUCCAGAAACCACAGGGCUCCGGUCAGGGCCGCCGCCCCCGGGAGCGACAGGAUGGCUGAGGGCAAGGCUGGCGGCGCGGCCGGCCUGUUCGCCAAGCAGGUCCAGAAGAAGUUCAGCCGGGCCCAGGAGAAGGUACUGCAGAAGUUGGGGAAAACUGUGGAAACCAAAGAUGAACGGUUUGAACAAAGUGCCAACAACUUUUACCAACAACAGGCAGAGGGCCUCAAGCUAUACAAGGAGCUGAAGAACUUCCUGAGUGCAGUCAAAGUAAUGCAUGAAAGCUCAAAGAGAGUGUCAGAAACCCUGCAGGAGAUCUACAGCAGUGAGUGGGACGGUCAUGAGGAGCUGAAGGCCAUUGUAGGGAAUAAUGAUCUCCUUUGGGAAGACUAUGAAGAGAAACUAGCUGACCAGGCUUUGAGGACCAUGGAAAACUAUGUAGCCCAGUUUGGUGAAAUUAAGGAAAGAAUUGCCAAGAGGGGUCGGAAACUCGUGGACUAUGACAGUGCCCGACACCACCUGGAGGCGGUGCAGAAUGCCAAGAAGAAAGAUGAGGCCAAGAUUGCCAAGGCAGAUGAAGAGUUCAACAAAGCCCAGCUUGUGUUUGAAGACCUGAACCAAGAACUACUAGAGGAGCUACCUGUUCUUUAUAAUAGUCGUAUUGGCUGUUAUGUGACCAUCUUUCAAAACAUUUCCAACUUGAAGGAUGUUUUCUACAGAGAAAUGAGCAAGCUGAACCACAAUCUCUACGAAGUGAUGAGCAAACUGGAGAAGCAACAUUCCAACAAAGUCUUUGUGGUGAAGGGACUAUCAAGCAGCAGCAGACGCUCUUUAGUCAUCUCUUCCCCAGUUCGAACAUCUACAGUCUCCAGCCCUCCUACCUCACCUACCAGUCCCUCUACACUUUCCUUGACAAGUGAGAGGGAGUCCAUCUCAGCAAGUGAAGAAGAGCUAACAUCGGAUCCAGCUCAGGGAGAAGACAACUCUGAGAUUAAAGAAGAGCCAUUAAAAGAAAAGGAAAUAGAGAAAGAAGAGGCUGAAGCAAACUCCUCUGAGGAGGAACAGCCUCUGCCAGCCUGCAAUGGCCCUACCCAGGCCCAGCCCUCUUCUCCCCAGCCCACUGAGGGUGGCGAGUCCCAGGAGGAAGUUUUCUCUAGCUCCCCAGAUCCAUCCCCAGGCAGUGCCCUAAUCCCUUCAGAGCAGCCGGCAUCUCUCCCAGAAGUUGUCCUCCGAACCCGAACCUCAAGUGAAGGGUCUAAACAACUAAAGAAGAGAACCCCUGUCCAGAGGACCUCAGCACCCCCUAAUAGGCCUCCUCCACCCAGAGGCACUCCCAGCUCCAGAACCCCCUCAGGGAACAUACCCUCCAGUCCUGCAGCCUCUGAACCAGGUUCACCCACCAGCCCCAGGGCCUCCUUGGGGACUGGGCCUCCAAGUCCUAGUUCUAGGGCCACUUUCGAGAUUCCUCUUGAUCCACCACAGAAGCCAGUAAGAACUGAGGACAAAGAAAAGGAAAACACCGACAAUCUGAACCCAGAUCUUUGUACUUCCCCCACCUCGGUGACCCCUCAGGGUUUUUCAGAAUCUGACAAGGCAAGUAAGAUGGAAGACAAAGAAGAGAACAAGCUCAUCUUGGCUGACUCCCCUGAGAGCCAAGGUCUCCGGCGUCGUGCCUCUGUGGUUCCAGAAGACAGCAACAUCGCAGCACCUGAGCUUCAAGAAGAGGUAUCUACAAUUCAAAGUGCACAACUCUGAAGAGUAACUGCCAAGACCUCCCACAUAUGUACAUCUCCCAGAGAGAUUCUUCAGCUAGAGGGUAUAUAAGCACAGAGACUUAAGGCCUAACAUUCAUUUCUAGGUUCUCAAAGUGGAUGCUGGUUGUCUCUAAAGACCUAGCAUUAAUGGAGGCUGAGGAGAGACUUAGGGGAAGGAGGGAGGCAGACAGGCUUGGAAGAAGAGAUUGUUAGACUCAGGGAAUAUUUAAUUCAGAUUUUAGCAUUGUUAUAUAAUAAGACUUUAUAUAUUAAAUAAAGUGGGGCUAAAAUGACUAUAACAAGCAAAAGCAUCUAUAGAUGCAUACACACAACCAUACAUACUAGAGAACGGGAAACAAAUCUUGGAUUUACCACUCAUUUUUUCAAGACUUGAAGCCAAAAGAACAUAUUUUCAGAUUGUUAAAUAAAGGUUUAUUCUAUG